UUUAUAAUAAAAGAAAUAAACAUGGUAUAAAAUAUUUCGUGGGUAAGAACCCAAUCAAAUCAUCGAUAACGAACGGCCUAGUCUAGUCUAUGGCUAGAUUUGGGAACGGCGGCAGGUGUAUUUGCCAGAAUCGUGCAGUUCAGGCGGAGUUGUGGCCAAGAGUAUCGAUCGGUAAGUAUCUAGACAAUUUAGAGCGGAGUACAGUGCACCAAUACAGUGGGGUGUUGUUCGUGACUCAACAGCGGACCCUACGAGGUUUCUUGUACAGCUUCGCUAGUCGGCGGCGGCACAACAUCUCUACUUCGGCGAGUACCUGCAAUGGCUCUGUGGUGAGACGUUUCAAAUUAGGCAGGUGACAUUAAGACGACGGAAGACACCCACGUACAAAAAAAUUGUGGAUUUGGUGUUUUCUAGAUUGGUGUCAAUGGCUUUCGGUGAUUUCGAAGGCGGUCGUGGAUCUGCGAUAAGUUGGGUUGCGAGAUCCGACUUUCUGAUGUUUGGUUUGACUUUUUUGACUUUGAUGGUGGUUGAGAUGGGAACUGUACCAAAUGUGUUUGAUCCGGGUGGAAGACUGGCGAUAUGGGUCCCAGUUAAAGGGGUCGAGUUUGGGAUCCAAUCGGCUAUUGGGGGAUCGACGUAGUUGUUUUGGCUGCCUCAGGUGGUGGAUGAAGAAAAUGGUAUUGGAUGAUGCGUCCCCUGCCUGAACCGCCGCCAUGAAGGACAUGCGUGACUAGGAUCUGAAAGAAAACGCUUGAAGAAUGGAUUCCGUUAUUCCACCCGGUGAUGUUUGUUUAUUUUUGCUAUGCUAUGUUUGCUUAUCUUUAUUUUGUUUUUAUUAGGUCAAAUAUUAUGGGUGGUAGGUUCUUAGUUUGGUUUACCUUAGUUGCUAGAUUUCUGUUUAGAGGCAAUCAGGCUGACUCAACAGCUAAUAGCCUCAAAGCUCACACAUUUCCAGCGAUUAGUGUCGCUCUUUUUGGGGUGGACUGCUCUAUGUCUGAUAAAGAAGUGAGGGGGCCGAUGGGCUUACGGUUAUGUUUGUUCAGAAGGAGGGCAAUGUUGGAUGAUUUACUUUAUUGUUUGCAAUUCUCCUGGCUGUAAUGCGAGUUUGAUUUAAUAUAAUAUGUUGGUUUUCCUUAAAAAAACACAUUCAAA
Messenger RNA from Cuscuta europaea, 1152 nucleotides. The record is from the annotation of a GenBank genome assembly. NCBI's taxonomy places the organism in Eukaryota, Viridiplantae, Streptophyta, Magnoliopsida, Solanales, Convolvulaceae.